Messenger RNA from Sceloporus undulatus (fence lizard), 1848 nucleotides. Its product is annotated as ly-6/neurotoxin-like protein 1. The record is from RefSeq and is a predicted model, not a curated record. The transcript is spliced from 3 exons. Bases 188 to 517 code for a protein of 109 amino acids. Lineage: Eukaryota; Metazoa; Chordata; Lepidosauria; Squamata; Phrynosomatidae. Gene Ontology annotation, cellular component: membrane. Gene Ontology annotation, molecular function: transmembrane receptor protein serine/threonine kinase activity.
GGAUAUUUGGUUAGAGCAUCUGCCAGUAUUUAUUCCCAAAAGAAAAUAUUUGUACAACUUUGACCUGGUCCUCACUGGCUGUUUGUGGAGGCUAGGAGAACUUGAUCCUUUUGUAAUUUCCUUCCAAAACCUUUUUGACUUCUCAGUAUUCACCUAGGAUAUUGCACUUUCCUAAAAAUUAAUCAGGAUGAAUAAGAUUCUUCUCCUCGGAUUUUCUGCUCUGUUCUGCUGGUCUGUCGCUCAAGGUAUCGUAUGUAAAUUUUGUCGAUAUGGAAAUGGAAAGGGCUGUUUUUCUUCAGUAGAUGUCUGCAAGACAGAAUUUGGGAUAUGUAACACAGUUGCAAGCUACCUUGGUGAUGAGCUCUAUUACAUGAGUUAUGGCUGUCUUGAUCAUGAAUUUGCAAGCUGGUAUUGCAACACAACUGACAAGGAUGGAAAAUAUACACACAUCGAAACUUGUUGUGAAACUGACAAGUGUAAUGGAAAAAUCCCACCCCUGCCUCGUGUUAGGAAUUAACGGAUAAGAGAAAACUGAUACAAAGCUCUAGCUGGCUCAUCAAGUGAGAGAUGGUACAGUCUGUCCAUUUCGCUUUGUCUUACAUUAUUUUUCCCCAAAACUUGUCAAGUUACUUUUUAAAAAUAAUUUACUCCUGUUAGUUGUUAUAAUGUUGGAAAGUAAUCCAUUACCAUUACUCAUUAAACAAUUGAUGAAGGAAUUCCCUGCAUCACUUAUUGCAUUCCUCAAUACUUUUCAGUUAUAGAGCUGAAUCUCUUCUAUCCAGAAUUGUUAAACCCAAAAUAUUCCAAAACACAAAACUUUUUUUCACGGAUGGGUAAGAUAACGACAUCUGUGCUUUCUGAUGAUCCACUAUACACACACUUUGUUUCAUGCACAAAAUUAUUUAAAAUAUUGUAUAAAAUAUUGUAAAUAUUGUAUCAAGUUAUCUUUAGGCUAAGAUCACAGAGGAUCUUAACAAUAUCAAUCUAGACAACGAGGACACAGAAAUAGGAAAAGAGUUCCUAUACUUUAGAUCAAAUAUAGAUCAGAAUGGGGACUUCAGUCAAGAAAUCAGAAGAAGACUAAGAAUGAGGAGGGCAGUUAUGAAAGGAUUAGAGACGGUUCUAAAGAACAAAGAUAUACUACUAAAGGGAGAACUGGACAAGAUUCUAAAGUCUAAAGAUAUAACACUGACUACCAAAGUUAGGAUCAUCCAAGCCAUUGUAUUCCUCCUCACCAUGUAUGGGUGUGAGAGCUGGACAGUGAAAAAGGAAGACAGAAAGAGAAUCAAUUCAUUUGAGAUGUGGUGCUUGAGAAGAGUGCUGAGGAUCCCAUGGAUGGCCAAAAAGAUGAAAAAUGGAAACUCCCAUUAAUACCAAAUGAUGAGUCCAUAACUGUUUAAGGACAGGGGGGAAAUGGGAUAAGCACACAGGGAGUGAUAAUCUCCCCCCUCUAAAGUGAGAAAUCCAUAGUUGUAAUACUUAAUGUCAGUAGUGUUAGAAUCCUGUUAGUAUUCUACCAAAUAGUGUUUAGGGUUGAGGUAUAGUGGUUGGGGAUGAUGGGGCUUUAGCUGCAGUUAGGAAUGUAGAUAGUGAUGUCUAGUGCAUAGCAGGGCCAGGUGUCAUAUCGGGUGGCCUUGAGGGCCUGGCUCUCUGAGCGGGGAAUGUGGUUUCAGUUCUGUGGGAGCCAGGAGGGGCUUUGCUUGGCGGGCUUCUGCAUGGGAGGGGAUUUUGGCUUUUGGGAAUUCUGUUACUUUGUCUGUGGGGAGGUGUGGUUAGUCUCAGCUAAGAAGCUGAGUGAGGCACAUGUCUGAUUCUGGAUCUAUCAAUAAAGUGCUGUUGAUUAUAUAA